Molecule: messenger RNA, 2396 nt
Organism: Chlamydomonas reinhardtii
Lineage: Eukaryota; Viridiplantae; Chlorophyta; Chlorophyceae; Chlamydomonadales; Chlamydomonadaceae
Exons: 1
Coding region: 175-339 (54 amino acids)
Source: RefSeq, a predicted model, not a curated record
GGAAACACACAUAACUUCCGCGACUUGGAGCAAUCUUGCAUGGAACGAAGCGCCUUGGCCUAACCAGGUCCUAGGGUUAGUGUGCGUGUCGAGGGAGGCAUCCCACUAGAUAGCAAGCAUUUCUCUAUCCCUGGCUAGACUAUCGCAUAUUGUGAGAUUCUCAGAAAUAAGGGCAUGCGCACAUACAUGGGAUGUGACCGCACUAGCUUGCCCGUAGCUGCUUCGGCCUGCUGCGGGCCCGUGGCUGCUUGGGGUGCUCACAUGGGCACUCGCCUUAGCCCAGGGCACCUCUGCGUCCUGUGGCAGUCGGCCAGACGCCUGGACGGCAUGGGAAGAUAGGACAAGGGAGCACAUGACGGCCAAUCGUAGCCCCAACGGAGACGUCGGCGUUCCAAACCCUUUGUGCGGUGCGCCUUGGGCUCAUACUACGGGGGGCUCAAGCGGCUUGGCACGCACCCACGGUGGCAUGCGGUCGUGCCACUGGACCAUACUUCGUACGGAGAUUCUGACAAAGUAGCAGUGCCGCCAGGUGGAUGGCAAAUUGAGUAGUAUCUUUCUAGGGGCUGGGGCCAAGACUGGGCCAAGACGAAUUUUAUUCGGGAGUCACGGUGCCGCAGCUAGCCGCAGUCCUUGAACUUUGCUCAGUAACCCCACACAGCCGGCUUCAAAAUCUUAUAACCUUACUUGUCACACGUGCGUCGACGUGAAGGACUGGGUCCGUCUGCGCAUGCGAACAGCUGCUGGGCGCCAGUCGCCAUGAGGAGUGUCACGGACACGAAAGUAACCCUCGUGGUAGCAGUACAACUGGUUGGUCGCGCCAGUCUGCUUACGACUCUAAGUACGCAUGAACACGCAAUUGUACAUAACUGCUUACGCUCUGCAGAUUAGCGUGUGCUGAGAGAGUAUAAUAGUUUCAGGCGACUGAACUAAAUUACUUUGACACAAUCGCAAGCAUGUGCGCCGUUGGCAGUUCGUGCUUGUUCUUGCUGCAUAUCCACGCCGAGAACGUGCCUUUUCGCGAUAAGAAUGGUAACUAGUUGCCCUAGAACGGGUUCCGGUUCUUCCGACUAGCCUGACUCGAGGACGUCCUGGCUUCAGGCACACAUAAUAAGUCACGAGGUUCUAAGAACGUUGCGAGGGGCGUGUGCAAUCGCUUCUACUCAAGAAAUGGAGCCCCCAGAACAGAGACUGUUGGUUUCAAGCCUUGCAGCCCUGUCAUAAUGGCAGCAUGCUAACGGAGGCUUUUAGAGCUUAAGGGAAUGGAGCGUGGAGAGGCAGCAGGGCGCGCCCAUAUGAGCACAAGCUGUAAGGUAAGCCAGUUUUAAGUUUGAAUCUUGUUGCAAAGAGUUACGUGCAUCGGGUGAGCGAGCUAUGCAUGCACUACGACGGAAGUUACGCAAGAAGGGGCUUAUGGUCCCUGCGGUAGCUAUGCGGUGCUUUAACGCUCAGGUGCGUGCGGUAUUAUCUUACGGUGCACAAGUGUGGGCACCAGACGCGCUUCUCCAAGUGUUCAAUGCGUCCCCAGUUGACGGUCAAAGAUAUGGAGCGUUUGAUCGAGCACUAGAGCAUGGCAUGGUUCGCAUUCAGAUGGAUUUCAUGAAGGAAGUGGUGGGAGCCCAGAAACCAACACAUGAACUGCUCUUUCGAGAGCUUGGGUGCAUGCCACUACACGUGCAUUGGGCUGAGCUUGUUUUCCGUUUUUGGAACCAACUGGUUAAGGCAACCGGUACUGUUUACCAUCAGGCGUUUAAGGAGGAGAUACGAGCGGUGUUGAGCAACCUACCGACGCCGCCCACGCACACGUGGGGGGCUAAAGUUCUGCGGUUAUUGAUGGUUGGCCUUGGCUACCGUUUCAGUGGAGAGGCAGCUGAUAUCGAGGCCAAUAUUACACGCAUUACUACGCAAGAACUGGAUGUUGCCUCCCUCAUGGGGAAGGUACGCGAGAAGUUUGAGGAGGACUGGGCUAGCAACAGGUUAGAGGUUAAUCCACGGGAUUUUGUGACGCAAGCAGGGGUCAAGCCUGGCGUGAAGAUAUGUCGUUACAAGCAUUGGAUGGGGGAAACACGGCACACGCAAAUCUACAUUCCCCGAGCAUGGCAUGUCUCCAUGAUGAGAUUCAGGAUGGGCGUGUGGAUGAUUGAGGCUAACAACCCACGCGGUGCGCAGGGUGCGCACAGGGAGAGAGCACAGAGAGUAUGUCCGCUUUGCCACGCUGAUGGGGAGGAGCAUGUAGAGGAUGAGAGGCAUGUGCUGCUUGAGUGCAAGGCGUACGAUGAUAUCAGAAGCACGCUGUGGGAGGUGAUUCCCGCGACUAUGAUGGACGCGAUGGCCAGUGGUGACCAGAGGGGUUUAGCGCGUGUCAUUCACGCGAUAAGGCUGCGACGUAACGACCUUAC